AUGCGCAACCUUACAACAUUUUAUAGAUACAGUCAGGAGCAUCAUUUGUUCCUCUCAGUAUUGUUGUUUCUACAAUGGCUUUCGAAGUUUAACAGUGACAAGUUCAUUCGGUUCAUUCACGAGCCUUGGACAGCCAACACAUUCUGGGAGUAUCAAUCACAAAUACCAUCAGAUGCCAAGCUUCUCGCCUUCAUUCUUUACACAGAUAAAGUCAAAUUGUCAUUGUUUGGUCGGGCGAAAGGUUAUCCUGUCAUUGCUUGGUGCGCUAACCUUCCUGUUGCCAUUCGUAAUGGAGAAGGCUUGGGUGGUGGACGUGUAGUGGGAUGGUUACCAAUUGUGAAGGAGGACAAGAAGCACUCCGGAAAGCCGGUAUAUGUCAACCUCAAAAAUGCAGUAUGGCAUCAAUCAUUUCUGAAGAUCCUUGCCUGCCUCGCACUGCUGUUGAAGUUUGGAUCUGCCGUUAAAUGCUGGGAUGACAUCAUUUGUAUCUUCUAUCCGAUCAUACUCAUACUCUCUGCAGACUACGAAGAACAGUCUGUGAUGGCAUUGAUUCGUGGUCUGAUGGGAAAAUUCCCUUGCCCUAUAUGUCUUGUGCCUCAUGACGAGCUUUCUAAGACAUCUAAUAUUUAUCCUCUUUGCACAUCUGCAGGUGCGAAGGCAUUACGUGUUCAGGCCCAAGAGUCUACAACCUUGGAAGCACGAGAACAAAUACUGAGCUCCAAGAGCCUUCGUGAUGUUGAUAAUUCAUUUGAUACCAUGGAGAAUACUGAUGUUCAUCGGGCUCUCUCAAAUGACAAACUCCACUUUAAUUAUGGUGGCCUUUUCAGUGAUCACCUGUGGGCUGAACUGCAAAAGUGGAUCGAAAGUUCAGGUCAACAAGCUGCUAAAUACAUCGAAGACAUGUUAGACUUAAUUGACAAGUCAUGGAAUUUCCCGAAGAAACAUCUUUCUGCGCAUCUCUUCGACAAUAUUGAGGCAAAAGGUGUCACCCGAAACUAUAACACGAAACCGAAUGAAAAAAUGCAUGGCCCACUGAAGGAUGCUUAUCAGGAUCAUACAAACUUCAAGAACUUCGCUGAGCAGAUUCUCCGAUAUAACCAUGACAGCCUUAUCGCAGAAUACAUUCGUGGCAAGUUGAGCUGUCUCAAUGCGCAAAAACUCAGCCUACUCGACACAUCAGAUCUGCCCGAGAUUGAUUCAGAGACUGAAUCAACAACAGAUGGGCUACAUUUCAGUCUUGGCUCACCACAGGCAAUGCAGUCAUUUGCGGAUGUUGAAGCCAGUAAGACAGGCAAUCCGGCCUUCAUUCGAUUUCAGAUCAAGCUGAAUGAAUUUUUGAACCAUGCAUUCAAUGCCAACAAUAUACCAUUUCCCAAUGGGAGACGAAUCCAACUCACUGCUGAUGACACGAUCACUGAGUACCGAUUUCUUAAAGUCAACUAUGCAUCACUCGUUGACUGGCAUGUAUCUGCCGACUAUCUCCGAUGCAGUCCAAUGUUUCACGGAUUGCCUCGAUAUGAUUUCGUCAUCCUGCAGACAGAAGCUAGCGUCAUCUUCGCACAAUUAUUGAUGGUCUUCACCUGCAUGGUCGGAGAUGUCCAAUACCCUAUCGUGCUCACUCUCCCAUAUGAUCAACCUGUUGGUGCUCGUCCACGGAAGGACAAAGAUCUUGACUUCUGGCAAGUUAAGGCAAAGCCUCAAGUCUCCGCAGAAUUCUUUUUGGUGCAAUCCAUCAUCCAUGGUUGUGUAUUGGUGGAAGACAGUAGCAGACCCAAUGAGGCUUUGGUUGUUGACACUCUUGAUACAGAUAUGUUCCUUCGCAUAAAGGAAAUUCGUACUAAUAGUACUACAGCUGGUUACGGCGAGUUAUUAGCUUCCCCUUCAACAAUGAUCAUUAUCCCGUGCACCACACUCCCUCUCACCUGCCGCAAUGACAAAGGACCAGCUCGGACUCCAGAGGAGAAAAAGCGACAACUGGAAGACCUCUCAGUGACGGCCCAUUACUGCCACUACGAUUCAGAGGCUGACUGCCAAUGGUCAUUAAUCCUCGCGCAUUUCAACAAGUGUUUCGAUUCCCACCUUUGCCCAAAAGGUUGUGACAACUGUUUGAGAGGUGGAACAGUUUUUCGCCAGCUGUACACCUUGGAGGCGCAGCAGGUCCAGGCAAUCCGGCUAUUUGGGGAAACGGCCUCCACAGAUAGGAUCGCCCUCAGUCAUUUCAAAGAUGCAUACAUGGGUUGGAUUCAGAACUGGGCGAAGGUUCAUGAGAGUGGGCAAGGAUGUGGAUUCAGAUGGAGACCUGGACCAUACUAUCAUAACGGCAACCUCCCCAUUGAACUGGCAUUUAGAGAUAGUAAUGCCACUUACCGCUGCUUCUACUCUUGCACCAGUUCAUGUAUCAUCACCUGCUCUAACACCAAGCAAGAAGGCUGCUACAGCCCUGGCAAGUAUUACCUCACUAGUCUCGCCAACCAAGCCAUCUUAACGGACACCCUUCCUGUUUUGAUCGAUGAUCGCAAGUGUUCCAUCUCGAUGCUGGACUCUCAGACAGCCAAUGAUGAGGACACCCUUCCUGUUUUGAUCGGUUUUCACAAGCGUUCAAUCUCGCUGGACUCUCAGAACACCGAGGACAAGCUUGAAGAGCUUCGCAAGAAGUUUGUCGGUGAAAUUGACCUACCUGAAAGUCAGUGA
Molecule: messenger RNA, 2691 nt
Organism: Suillus fuscotomentosus
Lineage: Eukaryota; Fungi; Basidiomycota; Agaricomycetes; Boletales; Suillaceae
Exons: 11
Coding region: 1-2691 (896 amino acids)
Source: RefSeq, a predicted model, not a curated record